Molecule: messenger RNA, 893 nt
Organism: Perca fluviatilis (European perch)
Lineage: Eukaryota; Metazoa; Chordata; Actinopteri; Perciformes; Percidae
Product: Fc receptor-like protein 5
Exons: 4
Coding region: 75-701 (208 amino acids)
Biological process (GO): cell surface receptor signaling pathway
Molecular function (GO): transmembrane signaling receptor activity
Source: RefSeq, a predicted model, not a curated record
CACAGAGGAAGGGGGGGGGGGGUCGGGGGUUACUUUAUGACACAUUUCAAUAAGUCAGGUGUCAAAGUGUCAGGAUGGAGGAAACAUCUCUACUGUGGCUGCUCUUUCUGAUCUCACUGCUGAGCUGCACAACAAACCAAGCCUCUCUGACUGUGAGUCCCAGCAGCUCUCAGCUGUUUAGAGGUGAGUCUGUCUCUCUGAGCUGUGAGGAGGACGACAGCUCUGCUGGAUGGACUCUGAGGAGGAACACAAGUGAUAAAACUGUGACUCAGUGUGGAGAUGACUGGGGAAGACCUGCUGGUUCUUCCUGUAAUAUCAGCUUUAUGCUUACACGACACAGUGGAGUUUACUGGUGUGAGUCCAGAGAGGGAGCAACCAGUAACAGCAUCACCAUCACUGUCCCUGAUGGACCAGUGAUCCUGCAGAGUCCUGUCCUCCCUGUGAUGGAGGGAGAAGACCUCACUCUGACCUGUAAAACAAAGACGUCCUCCAACCUCCCAGCUGGUUUCUAUAAAGAUGGCUCCUUCAUCAGGACUGAGCCUGCAGGUCACAUGACCAUCCACCAUGUUUCCAGGUCUGAUGAAGGCCUCUACAAGUGCAACAUCAGCAGUGUUGGAGAGUCUCCACCCAGCUGGGUCUCUGUCACAGGAGAGGAGGUUACCUUUGAUUUCAGGAGUUCAUUCAUCCAGAUAUUCACCUGACAGCUGAUUCUCUCUACAGAGAAACCAAAGAACACAGGCCCACCUCCAAGUUCGCUACUGGCCCCUGAAACAACCUCAGACUCCAUCUUGUGUUCAGACUAAAUUCAAUUUUGUAAUAUUGGGCCUCUUUCACCAAUAUCAUCCUAAGCUUUCUCUUAAAUAUGUUCGAAAAGUCUACGUCGGAUUCAUGAC